Sesamum indicum (sesame) is the source of this 701-nucleotide messenger RNA. The record is from RefSeq and is a predicted model, not a curated record. NCBI's taxonomy places the organism in Eukaryota, Viridiplantae, Streptophyta, Magnoliopsida, Lamiales, Pedaliaceae.
UAUAUAUAUGAAAAUAACUUGGUCGUUUGGUUUCAGCACAAGCAGCUCAAUCUUGUUCUUCCGCACCAGUUUUCAUGGCUUCCUCAUUCGCAAUUUCGCACUUACUAUUCUUCAUCUUCCUAUUCCAUUCACCAUAUUUAACAUCCGCAGUACUCCACACAAGUAAUGCGACUGACAAGCUUGCAUUACUUGCUAUUAAAGCAGAAAUAACUCAUGACCCUCUUGAAUUUUUCACGUCAUGGAAUGAUUCAGUUCAUUUCUGUGGCUGGCCUGCUGUAACCUGUGGUCGUCUUCAUCAAAGAGUUACCAACCUCAAUUUAGCAAACCUUAGCUUAGUAGGUACUCUCUCACCGUAUAUAAGUAAUCUUACGUUCCUCAAAGGUAUCAAUCUUGAACUUAACACUUUCCACGGCAGAAUCCCAGCAGAAAUAGGUGGUUUAUUCAGGCUCAGGCACCUGAAUUUAACCAAUAACUCGUUUGCAGGGGAGAUCCCAGCUAAUGUCUCCGGCUGCUCUAGUCUUGUGUUGAUCAGGUUAGGAUGGAAUAGGUUAACCGGGAGCAUACCGUCUCAGCUUGGAACACUUCCAAAGCUUGAGAGGGUUCAUUUCCAUUACAACAACCUCUCUGGAUUAAUCCCAGAAAGUCUUGGCAAUCUUUCUUCAAUCAAGUCUUUUUCAUUUGCUGUCAACAAUUUCCAGGGU